GCUUGCGUAGCCGCCGGGACCCCUGCGCGCACCGCCUCUCGCCCCUAGCCACCGCGCGCCUCCGCGGACACGCACUUCCUGCGAGGCCUCCGUGCGCACCUUAGGCGAGCCGAACCGAGCUGAACCCUGCCCUGCACUUGCGAGCUGUUCGCCAUGGUGGACGAGCUGGUGCUGCUGCUGCAUGCGCUCCUGAUGCGGCACCGCGCCUUGAGCAUCGAGAACAGCCAGCUCAUGGAACAGCUGCGGCUGCUGGUGUGCGAGAGGGCCACCCUGCUGCGCCAGGUACGUCCGCCGAGCUGUCCGGUGCCCUUCCCCGAAACGUUUGACGGCGAGAGCUCCCGGCUCCCCGAGUUUAUCGUGCAGACGGCGUCUUACAUGCUCGUCAACGAGAACCGAUUCUGCAACGACGCCAUGAAGGUGGCAUUCCUAAUCAGCCUGCUCACCGGGGAAGCCGAGGAGUGGGUGGUGCCCUACAUUGAGAUGGAUAGCCCCAUCCUAGGUGAUUACCGGGCCUUCCUCGAUGAGAUGAAACAGUGUUUUGGCUGGGAUGACGACGAAGAAGACGACGACGAAGAUGAAGAAGAUGAUUACUAGGCCCGGAGACCCUCGGGCCUAGGGGGGAGGGCCCUGCACGCCGCCACCUCCCCCCUCCCCGCCCUGCCCCGCCCGGAGCCGCCGCGCUCCCCUAGCGCUCCGAUCCCCUUCCCUACCCCUGCCUCUGGUUGUCUUCCUCGUCCCCGCCUCCUCCCCGUAGUGCUUGUCUUUGUUCCGGGGAUAGUGCUCCAGUUACCUGCUGCUGAGGCUGGGGCCUCUCCCUGAAGUGCGCUGCCUCCCACUCUGGCCAGCCCCAGGACCCUCUCCUGCUAACUUGAACUGUGUUCUGAGCCCCAACUCUAGGCCAGGCCCCUGUCACAAACUGGUCAGACUACGCACAGCUGUGCCGCACAGCCCUGCCAGCUGUCAGGCCUACAUCUUGCCCAGAGACCUACGCUGCCACCUAAGCACCCUCCACCACAUUACAGCGACAGACCAGGCCUUUGGAGAUAAGGAGCAACCUAGAAGAUGCCUUAGUUGGCUGCACCUCCUGGGACACUGAUUUGGACUGCUCACCAACCUCUCCCAAGGGGCUACUCUUUCAAGCUGGUUAGUUCCCUACUAAGGCCCAGGGUCUUCUCCUGCCCCGCCAGAUUGCUGCAGGAGCCUGUUGUUCCUGGCAGCCAAAUUGUUGACAUUUCUCCUAUGCACCAGUUUUGCACAACUGUCAUUUAUCUUUCAAAAUUGCAGCAAUCCCACAGAUGUGUGCAUUUGGACAAAAAUACUGAAAACAAAACAAUACAAACAAAAGCAGGCACUCAGCCCAGCUCCUCAGUACUACCUGGAAAAAGCAUUUGCAUUCUUUUCAAUAAAUAUCAAGCACUACGAAAAAAGAGUGUCUUUUAAUGGUUAAGGGCUGUCAUUGGCCUCUGCCACUCACCCUGACUCCCAUAUUCUCAUUGAUAUCAGGGAACCUAGUUCAAUCCCAGUAUUCCCCACUGUCACGUGUAGGCUACAGAGGACAGCUAACAGAGGGCUUUAUGGGGAAUCUGGUACUCCCCUCACCAAAGCGUUUCUUACAGCCCUGGUGAAGGAGUGUCCUCUGGGGCUUCCAAGAUGACAUGGGUAAGGGGUGGCUGAGCAGGUGGCAGGCACACCAUCCCAAACUGGGACACUUUUGAGAGAGCUUAAGAGGGACACUUAAUAAUUAGACUGGGACAGCAGGCAUAAAUCAGGACACACAAUAUUCCUGUCUUCCUGAGCUUUUGGGUUCUUCCUCAACACGGCAAGUUCUGCCCCUUAACCCUUAGUGCCUGUGGGGUGCUAUUGAGUUCAGGCUUCAUUUAACAACGUAGCACAUUGUUUUAAUACCCCUUUUAGGUGCUUGAGCUAACAUUAAAUCCUAGAUCCUGGGUAAAUGCACCCAUAAUAAACAGAGCCUGAUUUGAACAUUUCAUCUUCCUUGGGCAGACACCCUUAGAAUCCCCACCCAUCCAUGUGCCCCAGAUUCCUGCCUGUAGAAAUUGACAAGAUGCCUGGCUAUCUCCUGAACUAGAUCUUAUACUGCUAUCUGAGCUAUGCUGAGAUUUCUUUGUGGGCCUGGAGGGCUCGGAGGCACUAAGGGAGUGGGGUGAGUGCUGAGAAGAAUCUGCAUACCUUUGUGAGGCAAUUACCCCAGGUUAAGUCACUGAAAUGUUAAAUCAGGGAAGCUUGGUUAGGGGAUUUGUGGGGCCUAUCUCUGCCAGCCAGGAACUGUCAGGAGGAUUUGGGAGGUUCUGAGUUCUCAUUCUUAUCUAUAUCUGCCCCCAUGUCUUUAUUGUACCAUGUCUGGAGCCAGCUCUACCUUAGAACCUCUAAUUAAUUUAGGUAAUAAAUUUUCUUGUUGUUUAA
Messenger RNA from Balaenoptera ricei (Rice's whale), 2424 nucleotides. RefSeq names its product LDOC1 regulator of NFKB signaling (gene LDOC1). The transcript has a single exon. The coding region runs from base 154 to 594 and encodes 146 amino acids. Lineage: Eukaryota; Metazoa; Chordata; Mammalia; Artiodactyla; Balaenopteridae. The record is from RefSeq and is a predicted model, not a curated record.